AUGCCCGUCGACAUUCUCUCGAUUCUGUACGCUGGCACGGUGGCUCUAGGCGGGGCCAUAGGCUACGCCACCAAGGGAAGCAUCCCGUCGCUUGUAGCCGGACUUUCAUUUGGAGCCAUUCUCGGCGUCGGCGCCUGGCAGACGUCGGUCAAUCCGCGAAACUACUGGCUCAUAACAGUCACCUCUCUGGUUCUGUCGGGAAUGAUGGGCUACCGAUUCUACGGCAGCAAAAAGUUCAUGCCAGCAGGACUCGUCUUCACUCUGGCCACUCUGAUGGUCAUUCGCUUUGGCCUGCGCUUUGUCACCGGCCGAAACUACUUCUGA
Messenger RNA from Rhagoletis zephyria (snowberry fruit fly), 324 nucleotides. The record is from RefSeq and is a predicted model, not a curated record. Lineage: Eukaryota; Metazoa; Arthropoda; Insecta; Diptera; Tephritidae.